Molecule: messenger RNA, 810 nt
Organism: Olea europaea var. sylvestris
Lineage: Eukaryota; Viridiplantae; Streptophyta; Magnoliopsida; Lamiales; Oleaceae
Product: NAC domain-containing protein 83-like
Exons: 3
Coding region: 1-810 (269 amino acids)
Biological process (GO): regulation of DNA-templated transcription; system development
Molecular function (GO): DNA binding
Source: RefSeq, a predicted model, not a curated record
AUGGCGUUCUCAUUACCACCAAGUUUCGUUUUUAAACCCACUGAUCAAAAACUAAUCACACAUUACUUAAAACCCAAAGCAAUGGGUUUCCCAUUGCCAGGUGAUAGAAUUCUUGAACGAAAUCUAUGUGGAAAGAAUGGUACCCCAUGGGUUGUUUUUUCGGACAAUGAUCCAUGGGAAAUUGUUGGGGAUUCUGAAGUUGGUGUUUUGAAGAAAGAAAUUUACGUGUUCACGAAGUUGGAAAAGAUAGGUAAAAGACAUUUUGUUAGGGUGGCCGGUUGUGGAACAUGGGCCAGAAAUUCUAAGCCAAAGGAUAUCAAGAAUUGCAAGGGCGAAGUCAUUGGUGUCAAGAAGUCAUUUACAUUCGAAAUGAAUGGCGAUCCGAAGCAAGACGAGGUAGAUAUGAAGAAGGGUUGUUGGAUAAUGGAUGAAUAUAAAUUGGCGGGAAGUUCAUUGGAGGGAGUGAAUAACACAGAUUAUGCUAAUUUAUGCUUGGCAAGAUCUCACAUAGUUAAUCCAUCCGCUAAAAUCCUGUCAUAUAUUCAUAUUAAUCCGGCUGGCCGGAGGCAAACAGGGCCUUAUACGGGCCACGGCAACAGUGGUGCAGUCCACGCAGAAAUUCUUAUUUUUAUAUAUUUUCUAAGGAAAAACUAUGAAAGAAAUACAUACUCUCUCACGUAUAGAGUUCGAAUCCCUUCUGAGAAUUUCCAGUUUGCUCAACCCUUCUUACACGCUCGGCUAUGGCAUUCUCAAUACCACCAAGUUUCGUUUUUAAACCCACCGAUCAAAAACUCAUCACACUUUACUUAA